Molecule: messenger RNA, 468 nt
Organism: Salvia miltiorrhiza (redroot sage)
Lineage: Eukaryota; Viridiplantae; Streptophyta; Magnoliopsida; Lamiales; Lamiaceae
Exons: 1
Coding region: 1-468 (155 amino acids)
Source: RefSeq, a predicted model, not a curated record
AUGUGCAAGAAGUUUGAUGAAAUUAUGACGAAUAAAUUCCAGAUGUCAAUGAUAGGAGAAAUGAAUUUCUUUGUGGAAUUACAAGUGAAGCAGACCAAGGAAGGAAUACUGAUCAAUCAGUCAAAAUAUGCCAAGAAACUAAUCAACAAGUUUGGCAUUCAACACAUGAAGUCAGUAAAGAUUCCAAUGAACACCAACUGGAAAGUGAAUCCAGGAACUGAAGGAAAUUUUGUAUCAUCAACUAAGUACAGAGAAAUCAUUGGAUCACUACUUUACUUAACUGCAAGCAGACCAGACAUAGCUUAUGCAGUCGGAGUUUGUGCGAGAUAUCAGUCAGAUCCUAAAGAAGCUCAUAUGGACGCUGCAAAGCGCAUUCUAAGAUAUCUCAAAGGCACACCCAAUAUAGGUCUUUGGUAUCCAGCUGACGACAACUUCAAGCUCUCAGAAUACUCAGACUCAGAUUUUUAG